UCUUUUAACCAUCUAUAGUAGUAGCUCACGACUUGCACCCCUAAUAUAACCUACGAGGAGGGAAAAGCAACGAUCCAAAAUUAUAUAUUUCAAAACAAAUUCCUCCCUCUUUGGUUGGGUGUUAUCGAGGAUCACGUUCGUGAUGAAGCAGCAGACGUUAAUACCAGAUUCUGGUUUCACGGACCAUCAAAGCCCUAAUUCAAACCCUAAAGACGGUUUAAAUGGCGGAAAGGUGACGGAUUUAGGAAAUGGGAGCGACGUUGUAUACUUGCCCCGGUUUCUGACGCCGGAAAAGUCAUGGGAGUAUCUCCACUAUCUCAACAAACACAUCCCAUGGACAAGACCUACCAUUCGCGUCUUCGGUAAGCCUUGUGUCCAGCCUAGAGAUGUAUGCUACAUUGCAAGUGAAGGCUUGAAGGAACUAAGUUACAGUGGAUAUAAACCAGAUGCACAUUCUUGGGAUGAUUUUCCACCAUUGAAGGAGAUUCUGGAUGAGGUACACAAAGCCUUUCCUGGGAGUCAUUUUAACAGCUUACUUUUAAACAGAUACAACAGUGGAAAUGACUAUGUUGGGUGGCAUGCUGAUGAUGAGAAGCUUUAUGGAGACAAUCCAGAAAUCGCCUCAAUCUCCUUUGGAUGUGAACGAGACUUUUUGUUGAAAAAGAGAAGUUAUAAGAAAUCUCAAGGUGAAGUUGAGGGUGAGCCUCCAAGCAAGCGAUUGAAGAAGAAUAAUGGUGUAGAGCAAUAUAGUUUUAACUUGAAGCAUGGUUCGUUGUUACUGAUGAGGGGUAACACACAACGAGAUUGGCUUCAUUCAGUGCCUAAACGGUUAAAAGCGGGGUCCACACGAGUUAAUCUCACAUUCAGGUGUUGCUCACUCUUCUUGAGGUUGAGAGGUCGAGUCUUGUCGGAGACAUAUGUGGAUUUAGGAGUAAUGUAAGAUUAGAUUAGUUUGCGGUUAAUUUUUUUUAAUAUCAUAAUCUUUUUUUUACCAAUCACUUAUUAUUUGUUAAAUACUUAUUUAUCUAUUGUAUUAUAGUUUCUUACUCUAUCGUCUUAAUAAUGUUUUUAUUUUAUCACCUUAAGGAUAUUGUAUAUUCAUAGUUCUA
This is a messenger RNA of Lactuca sativa (garden lettuce), 1109 nucleotides long. It is a transcript of the gene ALKBH2, whose product is annotated as oxidoreductase, 2OG-Fe(II) oxygenase family protein. The record is from RefSeq and is a predicted model, not a curated record. Gene Ontology annotation, molecular function: ferrous iron binding; cytosine C-5 DNA demethylase activity; broad specificity oxidative DNA demethylase activity. NCBI's taxonomy places the organism in Eukaryota, Viridiplantae, Streptophyta, Magnoliopsida, Asterales, Asteraceae. Gene Ontology annotation, biological process: DNA alkylation repair.